Molecule: messenger RNA, 5609 nt
Organism: Marmota monax (woodchuck)
Lineage: Eukaryota; Metazoa; Chordata; Mammalia; Rodentia; Sciuridae
Gene: Cadps
Product: calcium dependent secretion activator
Exons: 31
Coding region: 396-4523 (1375 amino acids)
Biological process (GO): positive regulation of exocytosis; synaptic vesicle exocytosis; dense core granule exocytosis
Cellular component (GO): glutamatergic synapse
Source: RefSeq, a predicted model, not a curated record
CAAUCGGCAAGAUGCCUCGCCGGCUCUUGGCUGCAUCGACAGCUUGCAACACUCGGCAUCUUUUCUGGAGGCGCCUCCUUCACCGGCUGCAGAUGGCAUCCGGCUGUGGGCUUGGGGCUCGCAAUUGAUUCUCGCCCUUGCCCACCUCGGAUCCACGGACGCACCUCUCCCUUCUCCUCCUCCCCUCGCGCUCCUGGGUCUAAGCCCAGCUCGCGAUCGCCGGGCGGAGGAAGCAGUCGCGGCGGCCGAGGCUGAGCAGCAGCAGCAGCGCGCUAGCUCCCUGACCUGGGGAGAAGCGCCCACCCGCGAGAGCCGACCUCCGGCUGCCUCCAGCGCCCCCCACCUUUUGCACCCCAAAUCGGGGGCUCCAGGGACCCCCCUUCCCAGACGCCACCAUGCUGGACCCUUCGUCCAGCGAAGAGGAAUCGGAUGAGAUCGUGGAGGAGGAGAGCGGCAAGGAGGUGCUCGGCUCGGCCGCGUCCGGAGCGCGCCUGUCUCCCAGCCGCACCAGUGAAGGCUCGGCCGGCAGCGCCGGGAUGGGGGGCGGCGGCGGCUCUGGGGCCGGGGUGGGCGCAGGCGGCGGCGGGAGCGGCGGCUCGAGCAGCGGCGGCGGGGCCGGGGGGCUGCAGCCCAGCAGCCGAGCCGGCGGCGGCCGGCCCUCCAGCCCCAGCCCGUCGGUGGUGAGCGAGAAGGAGAAGGAAGAGUUAGAGCGGCUGCAGAAGGAGGAGGAGGAGAGGAAGAAGAGGCUGCAGCUCUAUGUGUUCGUGAUGCGCUGUAUCGCCUACCCCUUCAACGCCAAGCAGCCCACCGACAUGGCUCGGCGGCAGCAGAAGAUCAGCAAACAGCAGCUGCAGACCGUCAAGGACCGCUUUCAGGCCUUCCUCAAUGGGGAGACACAGAUCGUGGCCGACGAAGCCUUCAUGAACGCAGUGCAGAGUUACUAUGAGGUGUUCCUGAAGAGCGACCGUGUGGCCCGCAUGGUGCAGAGUGGAGGCUGCUCGGCCAACGACUCCCGGGAGGUCUUCAAGAAGCACAUCGAGAAGAGGGUGCGCAGCCUGCCCGAGAUUGACGGCCUCAGUAAGGAGACCGUGCUGAGCUCCUGGAUGGCUAAGUUUGAUGCCAUCUACCGUGGGGAAGAGGACCCUAGGAAACAGCAGGCCCGGAUGACGGCUAGCGCGGCCUCCGAGCUGAUUCUGAGCAAGGAGCAACUCUACGAGAUGUUCCAGAACAUUCUUGGGAUCAAGAAGUUCGAACAUCAGCUCCUGUACAAUGCCUGUCAGCUGGACAAUCCGGAUGAACAGGCGGCCCAGAUCCGAAGAGAGUUGGAUGGACGUCUCCAGAUGGCAGACCAAAUAGCCAGGGAACGCAAAUUUCCCAAGUUUGUUUCCAAAGAAAUGGAGAACAUGUACAUCGAGGAGCUGAAGUCCUCCGUCAACCUGCUCAUGGCCAACCUGGAGAGCAUGCCCGUGUCCAAAGGCGGGGAGUUCAAGCUUCAGAAACUCAAACGGAGCCAUAACGCCUCCAUCAUUGACAUGGGCGAGGAAAGCGAGAACCAACUGUCCAAGUCCGAUGUCGUGCUAUCUUUCUCCUUGGAGGUGGUGAUCAUGGAAGUCCAAGGCCUUAAGUCCUUGGCUCCGAACCGCAUCGUGUACUGCACCAUGGAGGUGGAAGGAGGGGAGAAGCUGCAGACGGACCAGGCCGAGGCUUCUAAACCAACCUGGGGCACCCAGGGUGACUUCUCCACGACCCACGCACUGCCCGCGGUGAAGGUGAAGCUGUUCACAGAGAGCACAGGUGUCCUGGCCUUGGAGGACAAGGAGCUCGGGCGGGUCAUCCUCCAUCCCACCCCAAACAGCCCCAAACAGUCUGAGUGGCACAAAAUGACAGUCUCCAAAAACUGCCCUGAUCAAGACCUCAAAAUCAAACUUGCCGUCCGGAUGGAUAAGCCCCAAAACAUGAAGCACUCUGGGUAUUUAUGGGCCAUCGGUAAGAAUGUCUGGAAGAGAUGGAAGAAAAGGUUUUUUGUGUUGGUGCAGGUCAGUCAGUACACAUUUGCCAUGUGCAGUUAUCGUGAGAAGAAAGCUGAGCCUCAGGAACUUCUACAACUGGAUGGCUACACUGUGGACUACACUGACCCCCAGCCAGGUUUGGAAGGUGGCCGAGCCUUCUUCAAUGCAGUCAAAGAAGGGGACACAGUGAUAUUUGCAAGCGAUGACGAGCAGGAUCGCAUCCUGUGGGUCCAGGCUAUGUACCGGGCCACUGGACAGUCCCACAAACCGGUACCCCCGACCCAAGUCCAGAAGCUCAAUGCCAAGGGUGGGAACGUGCCUCAGCUGGACGCCCCCAUCUCUCAAUUCUACGCAGAUAGAGCCCAAAAGCAUGGCAUGGAUGAAUUUAUCUCUUCCAACCCCUGUAACUUUGACCACGCUUCCCUCUUUGAGAUGGUACAGCGCCUUACUUUGGAUCACAGACUUAAUGAUUCCUAUUCUUGCCUGGGCUGGUUCAGUCCUGGCCAGGUGUUUGUAUUAGACGAAUACUGCGCCCGAAAUGGAGUGCGAGGGUGUCACCGACAUCUCUGCUACCUCAGAGACUUGCUUGAACGGGCAGAAAAUGGCGCCAUGAUCGACCCCACCCUUCUUCACUACAGCUUUGCCUUCUGUGCAUCGCACGUCCACGGGAACAGGCCUGACGGAAUCGGAACUGUGACUGUUGAAGAAAAGGAACGCUUUGAAGAAAUCAAAGAGAGACUCCGAGUUUUGCUGGAAAAUCAGAUUACGCACUUUAGGUAUUGCUUUCCAUUUGGUCGGCCCGAAGGUGCUUUAAAAGCUACUCUCUCGCUCCUGGAAAGGGUUUUGAUGAAAGACAUUGUUACCCCAGUGCCACAAGAGGAGGUAAAAACGGUCAUCCGUAAAUGUCUAGAGCAGGCCGCUCUAGUCAACUACUCGCGCCUCUCUGAAUAUGCCAAAAUUGAAGGGAAAAAGAGAGAAAUGUAUGAGCAUCCUGUCUUCUGCUUGGCCUCCCAAGUGAUGGAUUUAACCAUUCAGAAUCAAAAGGACGCAGAAAAUGUAGGCCGGUUAAUCACUCCUGCCAAAAAGCUCGAAGAUACAAUACGUCUCGCUGAACUAGUCAUUGAAGUCCUUCAACAAAAUGAGGAACACCACGCAGAGCCACAUGUUGAUAAAGGAGAAGCCUUCGCAUGGUGGUCGGACUUAAUGGUGGAGCACGCAGAGACGUUCCUGUCCCUCUUUGCGGUGGACAUGGAUGCAGCAUUAGAAGUGCAACCCCCAGAUACAUGGGACAGUUUUCCGCUGUUUCAACUACUGAACGAUUUUCUCCGAACCGAAUAUAAUUUGUGCAAUGGAAAAUUCCACAAACACCUGCAAGACCUGUUUGCCCCACUUGUUGUUAGAUAUGUGGAUUUGAUGGAGUCCUCAAUUGCACAAUCCAUUCACAGGGGCUUUGAGCGGGAGUCAUGGGAACCAGUCAAGAGUUUAACCAGUAACCUACCCAAUGUGAACCUACCCAAUGUGAACCUUCCCAAAGUACCAAAUCUACCAGUUAACAUCCCUCUAGGCAUCCCUCAAAUGCCUACUUUUUCGGCACCGUCAUGGAUGGCUGCUAUAUAUGAUGCUGAUAAUGGAUCAGGCACCUCAGAAGAUCUAUUCUGGAAACUUGAUGCCCUUCAAACCUUCAUCCGGGACCUCCACUGGCCCGAGGAAGAAUUUGGAAAGCAUCUGGAACAGCGGCUGAAACUGAUGGCAAGUGACAUGAUUGAGUCCUGUGUCAAAAGAACCAGGAUUGCAUUUGAAGUUAAGCUGCAAAAAACCAGUCGAUCAACAGAUUUUCGAGUCCCACAGUCAAUAUGCACCAUGUUUAAUGUUAUGGUUGAUGCCAAAGCUCAAUCAACAAAACUUUGCAGUAUGGAAAUGGGCCAAGAGCAUCAAUACCAUUCAAAAAUAGACGAACUAAUCGAAGAAACGGUUAAAGAAAUGAUAACACUCUUGGUGGCAAAGUUCGUUACUAUCUUGGAAGGAGUCCUGGCAAAAUUAUCCAGAUAUGAUGAAGGGACCUUGUUUUCUUCUUUUCUGUCAUUUACCGUGAAGGCAGCUUCCAAAUAUGUGGACGUACCUAAACCUGGAAUGGAUGUGGCCGACGCCUACGUGACUUUCGUCCGCCACUCUCAGGAUGUCCUGCGUGAUAAGGUCAAUGAGGAGAUGUAUAUAGAAAGGUUAUUUGAUCAAUGGUACAACAGCUCUAUGAACGUCAUCUGCACCUGGUUGACAGACCGGAUGGACCUACAGCUUCACAUAUAUCAGUUGAAAACACUAAUUAGGAUGGUAAAGAAAACCUAUAGAGAUUUCCGAUUGCAAGGGGUCCUGGAUUCCACCUUGAACAGCAAGACCUACGAGACCAUCCGGAACCGGCUCACUGUAGAAGAAGCCACGGCCUCAGUGAGCGAGGGUGGGGGCCUGCAGGGGAUCAGCAUGAAAGACAGCGACGAGGAAGAUGAAGAAGAUGAUUAGACCAUUUGGUCCUUCAAGUCCACUGGGACAGUCCUGUAAUCAAUGCAUGUCCUUAGUCUGUUAGUUAACUCCAUUAGGGAAUUUUCUGUCAACUACCAUGCCCAUGAGAUGUUUACCAAUACAAUUGCCAUUUUAGCUAUGUGGUACCAAGAUUAGCAAUGACCUUCCAAUCCAUUGGUUUCCUUAUUUCCAUGUCUAUAUGUUUACAAGCAAUAUGGCGCACCAUUCUUUAAAUACUGUUCAUGGAGAAUACAUAGUCCAACUGCUAGACGGGUCUCUCUUACCAGCCAAGUGAAAUGAUGCUUCAUUCACAAACUGUGUAGACAUUGAAGAUAAAUGGAUGUGAAGGCGAGGAUGCUGGAGACUUUUUUCUUUGAUUCAUGUUUGUGGAUGCUGGUUAUUUAAAUGAGUACAUAAAUAAUUUAAGCACAUAGAUCUGCUUUUUUUUUUUAAUAAACCAAAGGCCAGGCCCCAAUAGCCAACUUUUGGUUCUUUCUGUUCCCCUAAAACUAAAAAAAAUAUAUUUUAAAAAAAUGGAAUCCUAGCAUCCUUGUUGGCCUAUCCUUUCAUCUAUAUGCUAUCAAUAUAGUUAGCCAUAAAAGGCUACAUACUGGCAGAUUAAUUCUCUUAAUUGCCACGGCAAGGGGGCAAUCCCAUCAUGACUUAGCAUGGAGCACAGUUCAGAGUAACUGUCUUCUGUCAUAAAGUUUAUCAUCCUAAAUGUUAACAUUUUGCUUUUAUGUUUCAAUAACUGUGUAUGUAAAAAAAACCCACCUGAAUAUUUAAAUGACAACCCUAGAUUAUAAAUGUGUUUAUAAUAAGAUGUGGAUAUUUCCCUCUGUAGACUGUAAUCAUAAUUUAAAUUAUUUUGUUCCACACUGUUUUUUAUAUCUGUCAUGUACAUUGCGUUUUGAUCUGUAACUGCACGACCCUGAGGUCAGCUGCAGAGCGCUCUCUUCCUGUGUAAAGUAGUGGAUCCAUCUUGCUUUUGCCUUAUAUAAAGCCUACAGUUAUGAAAGUGUGGGAAACUGUGGCUUCUCAAUAAAUAACCAUUCAAAUGUCCUGAGAAUAUCCACUGGCAUUUGU